This is a messenger RNA of Verruconis gallopava, 1011 nucleotides long. RefSeq lists its product as uncharacterized. The transcript is spliced from 2 exons. The coding region runs from base 56 to 928 and encodes 290 amino acids. NCBI's taxonomy places the organism in Eukaryota, Fungi, Ascomycota, Dothideomycetes, Venturiales, Sympoventuriaceae. The record is from RefSeq and is a predicted model, not a curated record.
CACGUUUCUUUCAGGAUACAUGCAAAAUUCUUUUCUCUAGAAGGCAGUACUAAUUAUGACUGAGUUCAAAAUUGAAAGUGAAGACUUAGUUGGUCUCAAAGACAAGGUUGUGGUUAUUACGGGCUGCGCCUCGGGCAUUGGACUUGCGACGACUGAACUCUUAUUAGAGCUGGGUGCAUUUGUGGUUGGUAGCGACUUGAAUGUAUCCCCCACUAAUCACUCAAGCUUUGUCUUCGUCCAAACGGAUGUCACCAAGUGGGCGGAUCUCGUGGCCUUGUUCAAAACUGCCAUUUCUCGACAUGGACGUGUCGACCAUGUCUAUGCCAAUGCGGGCAUAAGCAACAAAGAGACGUACAUCGUGGAUCGUUUCGACGCGGACGGCGAGCUACUUGAGCCCAACCAUCUUGUCUUUGACAUUAAUCUUCGAGCUGUCGUUAACACGGCUUACCUCGGCAUCCAUCAUAUUCGCAAAAAUUCCUCGGGCGGGUCAAUAGUUCUUAUCGGCUCCGCGUCGUCGUUCCAGCGCUUUCGCGUUCCGGAUUACUGCUCUGCCAAACAUGGAGUCUUGGGACUGAUGCGUGGCCUUGUUCCUGUGCUCGAAAGCGCCGGAUUGCCCAUCAGAGUAAACACGGUUGCCCCAUCCUGGACAAUUUCAGGGCUUGUUCCAGAGUCUAUCAAAGUCACAGGCAAAAAGACGCAGGGACCCGAAGUUGUUGCCAAGAAAGUUGCCUUCUUGAUGGCUGAUGGCUCGCGGAAUGGACAGCUAAUCUAUUCACAUGAUGGAAGAUAUUUUGAGCUGGAAGAAAGCAUCUUCAUGAAGGCUGUUGAGCAGAUACUAGACGGCGAUAUCAGCGACGACAUGGUGGUGAAGCGAAUGGUGGAUUUUGCACAAGUUGCAGCGGUGAAGCAGAAUGCUUCCGCGCAGUGAUUGCUUUUUCGCAACCUAACAGUAUCAUCAAGAUUAUAAACCAAGCUUACAUAUCGAUUAGAAUUAUGAUAAGACACUUCUUG